Molecule: messenger RNA, 1092 nt
Organism: Caenorhabditis remanei
Lineage: Eukaryota; Metazoa; Nematoda; Chromadorea; Rhabditida; Rhabditidae
Exons: 9
Coding region: 1-1092 (363 amino acids)
Biological process (GO): G protein-coupled receptor signaling pathway
Cellular component (GO): membrane
Molecular function (GO): G protein-coupled receptor activity
Source: RefSeq, a predicted model, not a curated record
AUGGCAUUCAUAGCAAGUGCCUAUAUGGUUAUGCUAUUUACUGUACCAAUUGCCGGAGUCAUUCUCAACACAUACGUUUUACGGAAGCUAAUACGAUUAGCAAGAAAAAGCGUCGUCCGCUUCGAAACCUCGUCAGGAUUACCACUAGCUGCCAUGUCGAUUGGUGACUCCAUCACGUUAUUUGCUCUCUUAAUGCAAGCAAUUUUCCAUGUUACACCAAAAGGAGAAGUUCCAGUCGUGGUUCUUAGUACGAUAUGCAAAUUUGGAAUAUAUUUGAUUCACUCUACAUCCGCUUUCUCUGUUUGGUGUUGGUUUUUUCUAUCGGUACUACGAUAUAUAGCAGUGUUCCAUCCUUUUAAGUAUCGAACAAUUUGGCGGCAACCAAGAAAUGCGCUCAAAAUUCUGGCUGGUGCUGUGGGUACAACACAAAUUUAUACAUUAGCCAUCGUCACUUAUAGAACAAAUGAAAAAAUGUGUGGAGAAUAUGAAAUAUUUGAUCAAAGUGCAUGGAAGCACAUCCAUCUGGUUGAUAUAUUCCUGUUUUACGCUGUACCAUCAUUGCUAAGGAUAACAUUGGAUUUCCUGGUACUGAUACAUUGCUAUUCUCCAUUUUCUAUGGAAGAGUUUGAUCGAGUUACUAUAGACAGGAGAUUUGCAAUCAGUGGCCCUACAACUACUACCAAACGGUUGUCUCAUUCAGCGGAACUGGAAGCUUUGGAUAACAAGGCUCAUGUUGCACUUGCCAUAUCAAUCACUGCUAACACACCGAGUGUGAAACGGGUACACUACGGGAAUCCGAAAAAGAAAACAGCCAUGGUUAUGCGUUCAAUUGUAAUUUCUGUUGUCAAUCUUCUUCUGAAUCUCCCUACACACAUUUUCCGGGCCCUGGCUUCAUACGACGAACGAACAAUGGACCAUGAAAUUUUUCAUGUGUUAGAACCAAUCGCCCAAAUGAUGUAUUUUUCCCAAUUUGCUUGCAACGCUUUCUACUUGGCGUCAUCAAUAUACGAAACCAAUGGAUCACCAAGAAAUACAGUAAUAUCAAGCAGUAAUCGACAUGUUUCAAGAUGUAUAUCAGAGGAUGACGCUUAA